Molecule: messenger RNA, 1970 nt
Organism: Nematostella vectensis (starlet sea anemone)
Lineage: Eukaryota; Metazoa; Cnidaria; Anthozoa; Actiniaria; Edwardsiidae
Product: histamine H2 receptor
Exons: 1
Coding region: 896-1831 (311 amino acids)
Biological process (GO): G protein-coupled receptor signaling pathway
Cellular component (GO): membrane
Molecular function (GO): G protein-coupled receptor activity
Source: RefSeq, a predicted model, not a curated record
UUCUAUUACAAACUGUUAGCAUAAUCAUAGUGAAAGAUCAUAGUGAAAGAUCUGGUUUUCAGUUGAAGCAGUUGAUAUAGUUCUAUAAUCUGCACUUUCUAUUUACUCGCCACAGGUGUAGGCCUGUCAGAUGUCUUGUGUAAUUAGCAUUUAGAUUUUAUUCUUAUUAAUCUUAUACUUUCCUAUUUUCAUUUGUGUAUAAUAUGUUUCCGUUGGUUUCUAAUUGGUAUGGUGGCGAGUUCAAUUUCCUGUGAUUGGAUUAAUGUUUCUAUAUGUACCUUAUCUGUAACAAAGCGGUAGCAUGCUGCCCUGUCUUUACUCAUCUAGACCCCCCACCCAAAGUUUUAUGCUUACUUGUUAUACUUCACGCCAAUAGGGAAAUUAUCACUGCACCUAAUUUAAUUAGUUACGUUGUGGCAGUUUGCUGCUCACGGAUCCUGAGCCAUCAGAAAUAAUUAUAAAGUCAUGUUUUUUAUCUCUGAAAAUUUCAAGUCUCAAGCAUUGUUUUCUUAAAAAUCAAAUGAGAUGCUUGCCAGGUGAUAAAGAAAUAGAGUCGCUAAAGACGCCAACGUCUCAGACUUUUUUUCAGUCCUUUUUCAGAGAGACUAAAAUACGUUAAAUAAACGUUUCAUUGUUAUCUUAGUAUACGCCACAGGCCAAGACGCCCCACAGUCUCCACACAUCAUAUUUGUUAGCUCAAAUCUUUUUUUUUUAAUAAAAUAAUAAAAUUAUAAGCGGCAGGGAAUCCCUCAUCCUGGUUUUUUAGAACACAGACGUAUACUAAACAGAGAAUACUCGAAGGAUACAGAAAAUCCGGAAAAAGUGAUUACGAGAAGGGCAGGUGCUUUGCUGUUACCAGAGAUGGAAGCAGCAGGGAUAUAAAAGCUCGCUGAAAAUGCUAGUCUACAACUUUUCGUGUUACCAUUUAACCAAAUGGGUUCAAGAAGGCCAGAUAACACAAGGAGAGUGUGUCAUUGUCGCUGUGCUAAACGGGAUCACAAUCUUUCCCGCCAUCGUCCUGAAUGCCUUAGUCCUCGUCUCAAUAUGGCGAACACCAGCGCUUCACACACCCUCCAUGGUUCUCUUGGGUAGCCUUGCUCUGUCAGAUUUCGGCGUUGGAAUCCUUGCCCAGCCACUAAUAGUUGUCUCGGCUGCUAUGGAACUCAAGGCUAGCGAGUGGCCGAAGAUGUACUGCGACAUUGCCACCGUUUAUUGCUUCUUUUCAUCACAUUUUUGCGGCGUUUCUCUUCUUAGCAUUACUGCGGUAGUAGUUGAUAGGUUCAUGGCUUUGCACCUUCAUCUUAGAUACAGAGCUAUUAUCACGGCCAAGAAAGUCUCAAUUGUGUGUUGCGGGAUCUGGUUAGCUGCAGUAGAGUUUGGACUAUCGUUUAUUUUAUAUGGAAUACAGAAAUAUAACAUUACCCUCUGCUGUGUUACGGGGAUAUGUGCAGUUGUCAUCAUCGUUAGCUAUUUUAGCAUCUAUAAAAUAAUAAGAAAACAUCGGAACCAAAUCCAAGUAGUUGGCCCAGUCAACACAUCUUGUGAAGAAGACUCCUCCAUUUUCAAUGUCACCUCAAGCUUAAAGUACCGAAAGUCCAUACGAAAUUCCUUGUACAUAUAUUUCGCAUUCGUCUUGUGUUACAUUCCUUGUUUUUUAGCAUUUGCCUACUAUGAUAUAACAGGAGACAAUAAUCGAUCCGCGACAUUUGUGAAAAUUUCAGUUACAAUAGUCUUUAUGAACUCUGGUAUUAACCCUGUUAUCUACUGCUGGAAGAUGAAAGAGCUUCGAUGUGCAGUUCGAAAGACUCUGCCCUUUUCCAAAGAACAAUAAAACUAAGAUUCGCCGGGGAACACUUGAAAUCUGUAACAUAAGUAUUCAUUAAGGAAAUCGCCUUCUCCCUUAAUUAUUGAAAUAAAGCAUGAGCAGUUAGGACAGAUAAAUGUACAUAAUAAAACCACGAAAAUCUCUA